This is a messenger RNA of Strongylus vulgaris, 825 nucleotides long. The record is from the annotation of a GenBank genome assembly. NCBI's taxonomy places the organism in Eukaryota, Metazoa, Nematoda, Chromadorea, Rhabditida, Strongylidae.
UAAAAAGGGUAGCUUUUGUAUUUUUAGGCUUAUUUCACAAAUGUUGGUGGAUUUGACUGGGGUCUGCAGUUCAAUUGGCACGCUAUCCCGGAACGGGAUAGAAAGUUACGAUCAAGGGCUAUUGAUCCUGUUCGGUCACCGACCAUGGCUGGAGGACUGUUUUCCAUCGAUAAAGCUUACUUUGAAAAACUGGGCACUUACGAUCCUGGUUUUGACAUCUGGGGAGGAGAGAACCUGGAGCUUUCCUUUAAGAUCUGGAUGUGUGGAGGAACGUUAGAAAUUGUGCCAUGUUCCCAUGUGGGCCAUGUGUUCCGCAAACGAUCACCUUAUAAGUGGAGGUCUGGUGUCAAUGUUCUCAAGAGAAAUUCAGUCCGAUUAGCUGAAGUAUGGUUAGAUGACUACAAGAAGUAUUACUAUGAACGAAUUAAUAACCAACUGGGUGAAAUCGGUGACAUAUCUGAGCGUAAAAAAUUACGCGAAAGACUUGGAUGCAAAUCAUUUAAAUGGUAUUUGGACAAUAUUUUCCCUGAACUAUUUGUCCCAGGAGAGUCUAUUGCUAAAGGAGAGGUACGUUAUAAAACCUAUUUUCGUAGUAGAGCUCUUUCCUAUUCUUCACCUUCUACGUCUAACUGUCCUUACUAUCCUCACUAUCACACACACAUCCUCUUCUUCCUACUUUUAUUUCAUAGGUUCUGGAACUGUAAAUGUUUCUUUGAUGUAAGAUAUCACAUUAAAUUAACAUCUGCAGUCACAGCAACAUCUCUUUGUUCCCAAUUGCUGAUGAAUGAAGUUGUAAAUGAUCAGUUCUGGAAUCUUCUUUGUUAG